This is a messenger RNA of Piliocolobus tephrosceles (Ugandan red Colobus), 2815 nucleotides long. It is a transcript of the gene SAFB, whose product is annotated as scaffold attachment factor B. Gene Ontology annotation, molecular function: RNA binding; sequence-specific DNA binding. Gene Ontology annotation, cellular component: nucleus. The record is from RefSeq and is a predicted model, not a curated record. Lineage: Eukaryota; Metazoa; Chordata; Mammalia; Primates; Cercopithecidae. Gene Ontology annotation, biological process: regulation of androgen receptor signaling pathway; regulation of mRNA processing; estrogen receptor signaling pathway. The transcript has 20 exons. Bases 167 to 2626 code for a protein of 819 amino acids.
GUUGCAACCGGGAUGGUCAAGCCUGCGCUUGGUGCGCCUGCGCAGAAGCGAGGCGCGCCGGGGCGACUGGAGCGGCUCCCUCGCAGGCGGCGCCAUUUUGUGCUAGGAGCCUGAUAAAACCGGGCCGGUUCUGUGGAAAGUGGGCGGCGGAGCCAGGGUCCCUGGAAUGGCGGAGACUCUGUCAGGCCUAGGAGAUUCUGGAGCGGCGGGCGCGGCGGCUCUGAGCUCCGCCUCGUCAGAGACCGGAACGCGGCGCCUCAGCGACCUGCGAGUGAUCGAUCUGCGGGCGGAGCUGAGGAAACGGAAUGUGGACUCGAGCGGCAACAAGAGCGUUUUGAUGGAGCGGCUGAAGAAGGCAAUCGAAGAUGAAGGUGGUAAUCCUGACGAAAUUGAAAUUACCUCCGAAGGAAACAAGAAAACAUCAAAGAGGUCCAGCAAAGGGCGCAAACCAGAAGAAGAGGGUGUGGAAGAUAACGGGCUGGAGGAAAACUCUGGGGAUGGACAGGAGGAUGUUGAGACCAGUCUGGAGAACUUGCAGGACAUCGACAUCAUGGAUAUCAGUGUAUUGGAUGAAGCAGAAAUUGAUAAUGGAAGCGUUGCAGAUUGUGUCGAAGACGAUGAUGCUGAUAACCUCCAGGAGUCCCUGUCGGAUAGUAGAGAGCUAGUCGAGGGGGAAAUGAAAGAGCUUCCGGAGCAGCUUCAGGAACAUGCUAUAGAGGACAAAGAAACCAUAAACAAUUUAGAUACUUCAUCAUCUGACUUCACUAUAUUACAGGAAAUUGAAGAGCCAUCCCUGGAGCCAGAAUUCUUCCUAAUUACCUUUAGUCCAGCAGAAUUAAUUAACUCCUGUGGGUCUGAAAUCUUAUGGUUAGGUCAGAUUUGCAAUACCAGUUUGUCGGGGUAUCAUUUUUUCAGAGCUAAAUUUCGGGUAGGUAUGCAACCUCAGCACGAAUUUUAUGGUUUUGAGUUUGUUUCCUCCAUGCUUCUUCCUUGCGGAGUGACAUUGUCCUUUGUCUCUAGUUCUCCCGAAGAUGACUCGGAUACAAAAAGGCUUUCCAAAGAGGAAAAGGGUCGCAGCAGUUGUGGUAGAAAUUUCUGGGUUAGUGGACUCUCUUCUACAACCAGAGCUACAGAUUUGAAGAAUCUUUUCAGCAAAUAUGGGAAGGUGGUGGGCGCCAAGGUUGUGACAAAUGCCCGGAGUCCUGGAGCUCGCUGUUACGGUUUUGUCACGAUGUCCACAGCAGAAGAGGCCACAAAAUGUAUUAACCACCUGCACAAGACGGAGCUCCAUGGAAAGAUGAUCUCCGUGGAGAAAGCCAAAAAUGAACCUGUGGGAAAGAAAACCUCUGACAAAAGAGACAGUGACGGGAAAAAGGAGAAGUCGAGCAACAGUGACAGAUCUGCAAACCUUAAGAGGGACGAUAAAUGUGACAGAAAAGAUGAUGCUAAGAAGGGUGAAGAUGGAAGUGGAGAAAAGAGUAAGGACCAAGAUGAUCAGAAACCUGGCCCCUCAGAGCGAUCUCGAGCCACAAAGUCAGGAAGUCGAGGGACCGAGCGGACUGUAGUAAUGGAUAAAUCCAAAGGGGUGCCUGUGAUUAGUGUAAAAACAUCUGGGUCCAAAGAGAGAGCUUCCAAAAGCCAGGAUCGCAAAUCAGCCAGCAGAGAGAAGCGGUCCGUCGUGUCCUUUGAUAAGGUCAAGGAGCCUCGGAAGUCGAGAGACUCAGAGUCCCACAGCAGGGUACGUGAGCGCAGUGAACGCGAACAACGCAUGCAGGCGCAGUGGGAACGCGAGGAGCGUGAGCGGCUGGAGAUUGCCCGAGAGAGGCUGGCCUUCCAGCGCCAGCGGCUGGAGCGUGAGCGCAUGGAGCGAGAGCGGCUGGAGCGCGAGCGCAUGCACGUGGAGCACGAGCGCAGGCGCGAGCAGGAGCGCAUCCACCGUGAGCGCGAGGAGCUGCGGCGCCAGCAAGAACUGCGCUACGAGCAGGAGCGGCGGCCUGCGGUGCGGCGGCCUUACGACCUGGACCGGCGAGAUGAUGCCUAUUGGCCAGAAGCUAAGCGGGCCGCCCUGGAUGAGCGCUACCAUUCUGACUUUAACCGCCAGGACCGCUUCCACGACUUUGACCACAGGGACCGCGGUCGCUACCCCGACCACUCGGUGGACAGGAGAGAAGGUUCAAGGUCAAUGAUGGGAGAACGAGAAGGACAGCAUUACCCAGAACGCCAUGGAGGACCAGAGCGCCACGGCCGGGACUCCCGCGAUGGCUGGGGGGGCUAUGGCUCCGACAAGAGGAUGAGUGAGGGCCGGGGGCUGCCUCCUCCCCCCAGGGGCAGACGUGACUGGGGGGACCAUGGCCGAAGAGAGGAUGACCGGGCAUGGCAGGGCACGGCUGACGGUGGCAUGAUGGACAGGGAUCACAAGAGGUGGCAAGGUGGCGAGAGAAGCAUGUCCGGUCACUCGGGGCCUGGCCACAUGAUGAACCGAGGAGGGAUGUCAGGGCGCGGCAGCUUUGCCCCAGGCGGGGCCUCCCGGGGCCACCCCAUCCCACACGGUGGCAUGCAAGGCGGGUUCGGAGGCCAGAGCCGGGGGAGCAGGCCCAGCGACGCCCGCUUCACUCGCCGCUACUGAGUACUUGGAAUCCUGUGUCCUGUCACGUGGCAACAAGGCUAUGUUCUGUUAGGAGUUAUCUUAAACUGUGUAAAAAUAUUUUUUUUUUAAUCUGCGGCCAUAUUGUAGCUCAAUACAAUGUGAAUUUUGUUUUUCGUUUUGGGGUUUUUUUUUUUUGUAAUAAAUGUGUUUCCGUUCACAUACCCUUUA